AUGACAAUUGGUAAUGUCCAUAACCCAGGUGAAGUUAAGGUCUCUGGUGUCGGAGAAACAACCUCAGAACCUGACUGCUACAACGUAGAGAUCUUAGUGUGCUCCAAAAAACCUACAUGCACUUUAGCUGAAGAGAGCGCAAGAAAAAGAGCUGAAUACACUCGACAAGUAAUUUAUAACCGACAUCUCAAAAAGUUCAAUGUUGUCGAGCACUUCGAUACGGUCACAGAAGAUAAUGGUGUGAACGCUGUGUAUAAGUUUGAGAUAACGACAUGUGACAUGUCACAUUCCAGAAAUGCAUUUCUGGAAUGA
Messenger RNA from Schistosoma bovis, 312 nucleotides. The record is from the annotation of a GenBank genome assembly. NCBI's taxonomy places the organism in Eukaryota, Metazoa, Platyhelminthes, Trematoda, Strigeidida, Schistosomatidae.